Messenger RNA from Leptopilina boulardi, 859 nucleotides. RefSeq lists its product as uncharacterized. The record is from RefSeq and is a predicted model, not a curated record. The coding region runs from base 130 to 762 and encodes 210 amino acids. The transcript is spliced from 3 exons. Lineage: Eukaryota; Metazoa; Arthropoda; Insecta; Hymenoptera; Figitidae.
UAAUUUGACAGUUAAAGCAGAAGGCUGCAUUCUAUAACAACAAAACAAGUACCUACUAUUUAUUUUCCUUUUUAUUAAUUAAUUAUUGUAAUAGUGCAAAGUGAUUAUUAUUUUUUAAACAAAUUCUAAAUGGCUGAUUACUUUUAUAAAUUGAAGGAGAGAGGACGAAUGUUAGAUGAUGGAAUUAAUAAUUUAAGUGAAAUUUGGAGUGCUCCGCAUAUUCAUAUUGGUGGGCACUUUAGAUAUGCAGUUAAUGCUGGCAAUAAAGAAAAUUUACAAGAAACUGCAAAAGCACAUGAAGCAACUGAAACGAUAUUAAAAACUGUCAUUGAAUUAAAAAAAAAUGUAGAAAAUGAUGUGACAGAAAGUAAAAAGAAUUUAGAGGAAAUGCGACAAUUUAUAAACGAUUCCAGGAGUAUAUGCGAUGAUUUAAUGCAACAAUGUUCGGAUAUAGAAACUCUUUUUGUUGAAAAUGGUUAUGUUUCACCAAAAGAGGAAGUAGAAAAUUUCAGCAAUUCUGAAUGUGAAAAUAUAAGUAUAAAAAAUUCUGAAAAUCCAUACGUGGAAUCAACGCCAUAUAUUCCGUGGAAAUCAAAAUUAAAACAAUUUGAUGCAUCAACGCCAACGGAAAGAAAAAUUAAAAAUGAAUUUGUAAAAGACGAAUUUUUAACUCCUUUAACACAAAUGCUUCAUACAAGUAGAAUAAGCAAAACAGCUAGACCAACUCCACCUGUUUUAUCUCGAUAUUGUAAGGAUUUGUAGAUAAAUUGAAUAUUUUUUAUUCUAGGGAUAUUGUAAAUAUUUAUAUAAUUGUAUUUUCAAUGUUAUUAAAAUAAAAUUUUAAUUUAAAAAAAUAUAA